UUAUUAUUAUUUGUUUUUGAACAGCGCAUCUGCUUCGUUAUCUUGAUAUAUCUUCAAGAAGUUUGUAAAUUAUUGUAUUUGGAUGUUAGGUUUUUCAAUAGUUUAAGUAACUCCACAUGUAUGUGAACUCAUUUUAGCCACGCAUCUAACUAAAGUUUGUGGCUUUAAGCUUCUUUAAUGUGAUUUAAAGGAAUCUUGCAAUUUGAAGACUCUUUGUUUUUUGGAAAAUUAGGAAUUCAUUUCUGGUUUCUUUCACUCUCAUUGGCUAUUGUUUUUGUCUUUCCCUUUGAUGGCAGUGGUGUAACAAGUGUCUUAAAAAUAUGGGAUAUUUAGCUACUAGCUUUCUUGUUCUGUUUUCAUAAACAUACAGUAUUUCUUCAAAAGUUUGAACUUUGCAGUUUGUGGCCAUUUGUUGCAUACCAUGGCUUCUCUUCUGCAUAAUUUCUGGGCAGCCCCCCGUUUUGCUCCUAGCCUAGACUAUAAACCUCAGUGUAUAGCUCGGUUCACGUGUUUAGCUAGCAGGGACUCCACAUUUUUUCCUUCAGAUUCUAUUAUAGUUAAUGGUGUGUCCUCUAUUGAGGAAAAGGAGAAAAGUAGCCCAAUAGUUGAUGUGAAAAAUGAUUAUCUGGCUUCAGCUAUUAAGGAGAAGAGCAAGGAGGAUAUUCAAAACAAGUUGGAUCCCCUUUGGGAUGAUGGAUAUGGAACUCAAACUGUUAAGGAUUAUCUUGAGAUAGGAUUGGAGAUUGUUAAGCCCGAUGGAGGUCCUCCGCGGUGGUUUACUCCUAUAUCAGCUGGUCCUCCUUUGCAAGACUCUCCUCUCCUUCUUUUUCUGCCGGGAAUGGAUGGCACUGGCAUGGGUCUUGUUUUGCAUGAGAAGGCUCUUGGGAAAGUUUUUCAGGUUUGGUGCUUGCAUAUUCCUGUGUAUGAUCGAACACCAUUUGAUGAACUGGUGAAACUUGUCGGGAGAACUGUGAGGAUGAAGCAUACUUCAUCUCCAAAUAAGCCAAUUUAUUUAGUUGGAGAUUCAUUUGGAGGGUGCUUGGCUCUUGCUGUUGCUGCUCAUAACCCUAAGAUUGACCUUGUUGUGAUAUUAGCUAAUCCAGCAACUUCAUUUGGCAGGACACAACUUCAACCUUUGCUUCCUCUUCUAAAGUCUUUGCCUGAUGAAUUUCAUGUUACAGUUCCUUAUCUUCUGAGCUUUAUUAUGGGUGAUCCAAUGAAGAUGGCAAUGGUUAACAUUGAUUCGAUGCUUCCUCCUGGACAAAUUAUUCAACGUCUCUCUGACAACCUCACUGAUUUGCUGGUCCACCUAUAUGGUUUAGCUGAUAUUAUACCGAAGGAAACUCUUCUCUGGAAGUUGAAGCUUCUUAGAUCUGCUUCAUCUUAUUCAAAUUCGCGUCUCCAUGCUGUUAAUGCUGAAGUACUUGUGAUUGCUAGUGGCAAGGAUAACAUGCUUCCAAGUGGGGAUGAAGCUAAGAGGCUUGCAAAUUCAUUAAGAAACUGCAAAGUACGAUACUUCAAAGACAAUGGGCAUACUAUUUUAUUGGAAGAUGGUAUUAAUCUGCUAUCCAUCAUCAAAGCUACUGGCAAAUAUCGACGUUCAAAAAGACAUCAUUAUGUCAUGGAUUUUCUGCCUCCUAGUAUGUCAGAGUUCAAGAAUGCAAUCAAGGACAAUAGAUGGUUUCUCAAUUUUACUGGACCAGUUAUGCUGUCCACGAUGGAAAAUGGGAAAAUUGUAAGAGGUCUAGCGGGGGUCCCAUGUGAGGGCCCUGUAUUGUUGGUCGGUUAUCACAUGCUUAUGGGUUUAGAAAUUGUCCCUCUUGUUCAAGAAUAUUUAAGGCAGAGGAAAAUUUUACUUCGUGGAAUAGCACAUCCAACGUUGUUUACUCAGCUGGUCGAGAGUCAAACUAAUGCAACCUCAUUCUUUGAUAUGCUGAGAUUAUAUGGAGCUACGCCUGUCACUGCCAGCAACUUUUUUAAGUUGCUUGCAACAAAGUCACAUGUUCUAUUGUAUCCUGGUGGUGCCCGUGAGGCCUUACAUCGUAAGGGAGAAGAGUACAAGGUUAUUUGGCCUGACCAACCAGAAUUCAUCAGAAUGGCUGCAAAAUUUGGUGCGACAAUUGUACCAUUUGGGGUUGUAGGGGAAGAUGAUAUAGCACAGUUAGUUCUCGACUAUGACGACCUAAAAAGUAUUCCUAUUUUGGGUAAUCAGAUAAAGAGUGAGAACGAAGAGGCAGCCAGUAGGGGCUUAACAGUCAGGUCGGACAUGGACGGGGAGAUUGCCAACCAAAUGUUGUAUAUCCCAGGCCUUUUACCGAAGAUACCUGGUCGUUUUUACUUCUUGUUUGGGAAACCUAUUCAUACAAAGGGAAGGCAAGACCUGGUCAAAGACAGAGAGAAAGCAAGAGAAUUAUACUUGCAGGUAAAAUCUGAAGUUCAAAAUAACAUGAAUUAUUUGCUUAAGAAAAGAGAGGAGGAUCCUUACCGAAGCGUCAUUGAUCGAACCGCAUAUAAAGCAUUUUCAGCAACUUUUGAUGAUGUCCCUACAUUUGACUAUUAGGUGACCAGUUAGAAGUUCGAUUUAUUCAUUUAUCAAAUGUUGUAUAUGUAUUCAUGUUCAAUUCUAUAUUGUAAUUUUUUUUAAAAAAAAUAAAUUGUUACUAGGUAUGUUCCAAUAUGAGCAAGCUUUCCACCAAUAAAAAAGGUAAAUAUCAAAUCUU
Molecule: messenger RNA, 2720 nt
Organism: Solanum dulcamara
Lineage: Eukaryota; Viridiplantae; Streptophyta; Magnoliopsida; Solanales; Solanaceae
Product: phytyl ester synthase 1, chloroplastic
Exons: 13
Coding region: 422-2560 (712 amino acids)
Cellular component (GO): membrane
Source: RefSeq, a predicted model, not a curated record